This is a messenger RNA of Morchella sextelata, 453 nucleotides long. RefSeq lists its product as uncharacterized. The transcript has 3 exons. The record is from RefSeq and is a predicted model, not a curated record. The coding region runs from base 1 to 453 and encodes 150 amino acids. Lineage: Eukaryota; Fungi; Ascomycota; Pezizomycetes; Pezizales; Morchellaceae.
AUGUCUGCCAGCCCCAACACCAGCAGCACCAGCACCAGCAUCCCGCGCGCCACCGGCCCGCCCAAGAACCGCGUCCCGACCUACCUCGCCGUCGGCGCGGCCGCCAUCAUCGGCUACUACUUCUACACCGCGGGCGGCGACGCCAAGGUUGCCGGGAAGGAGAUGAAGCACGACGCCGCCUCCGCCUCCUCCACAGCCCGCGACCAGCUCCCCGGCCGCGGAAAAGAGCUCAAGACCUCCGCCGAAGAGGCGCUCGCCCGGGUAGGCAGCGAGGUGGACUCCACCGUCCGCGAAGGCAAGAACCGCAUAGCGCAGGGCCAAAAGGUGCUCGAGGAGACCAAGGACCGCGCCGGCAGCAAGAUCAUGGGCACCAUCGACCAGGCCGACCUCAAGCUCGAGGAGGAGGCCGGCAAGGCGAAGAAAAGCGUCGGCGGCUGGUUCGGGGGGAAAUAG